UAUUGUCACAGUUUGAUUCAUCUGAUUACGAAAAUGUGAUAUAAACAAAAAAUGGAAAACUGCGAGAAUAUGUCUACUAUGUUGUCAAACGAGGCUCAACUGCGUUACAUGAUAGAAUGGUUUCAAGAAUGGUCCGAGAUGCAGCGGAAUGAUUUUCUGGGCGUGUUGCUGGAGAAUUGUGGUCCUGCAGGACUUGUGAAUGGAUUGGUAACUGGAAUGGAGAAGUUGAAUUGCGAAUCUGACAGGCCACCUAGCUUGUUUCAGUGCCGCGUCAAGCUCUUCAGAGAAUGGAGUAGCAAUUGGUCGCAAUACGAAAAGAAUUCUUUGUUGGCAGCUAUUAAGAAUACAGACAGUAAGUUUGCUGAAAUGUAUGAAGAAAGAUUAUCAUCAUUAGGAGAAGAUAAACAGUAAUAAGCAAGCAUUUUAUGCUGUGUAACUUACAAAUUCCAGACAGAGAGACAUGUAUUUCUGUUUUUUUAAAUUAAUAUAAAUU
Molecule: messenger RNA, 493 nt
Organism: Trachymyrmex septentrionalis
Lineage: Eukaryota; Metazoa; Arthropoda; Insecta; Hymenoptera; Formicidae
Exons: 2
Coding region: 52-411 (119 amino acids)
Source: RefSeq, a predicted model, not a curated record